Messenger RNA from Nakaseomyces glabratus, 1587 nucleotides. It is a transcript of the gene IPI3, whose product is annotated as chromatin-binding/pre-rRNA-processing protein IPI3. Gene Ontology annotation, cellular component: nuclear pre-replicative complex. The record is from RefSeq and is a predicted model, not a curated record. Lineage: Eukaryota; Fungi; Ascomycota; Saccharomycetes; Saccharomycetales; Saccharomycetaceae. Gene Ontology annotation, molecular function: protein binding. Gene Ontology annotation, biological process: DNA-templated DNA replication; rRNA processing.
AUGGAUGAAUCUGUGAUAUUCACUACCGAGCAGAAUGCGCUGAGUACAAGUCUGUACUCUGCUGAACAAGCUGUGUUGAGACAAUGUAGCACAAACAGUAGAAACAGUGCUGUGCGUGUUGGGGAUAAGUACCUGUUUGUUGCUCAGAGUAAUAAGGCUCUCAUCAAUGUCUACAAUAUUUCCGGUGCCCAUAAGCGUGAAACUGUGGAACAAAGAUUGCCAACACCAGAGGUUAUAACAUGUUUGGAAGUAAUUCAGAACCGCUACGAAGAAAAGAGUGCAAUUUCAGACUUUGAACUUCCGCACUUACUGUUAGGUUCUACUGAUGGGGGUAAAAUAUACUGUUGGGAAUUAAAUUCCGGUGCUUUGCUAAGCGUAAAACAGAUGGCGCACUACCAAGGAAUUACAAAGAUAAAAUCGUUCAUGGACGGUAAAUAUUUUAUAACUUCUGGUAAAGAUUCGAGAGUGAUCGUCUGGCAGACAAUUGAUUUUGUAUCGAAUAAUGCUUCAGAGCCUAAGCCUAUCUGUAUUUUGCAUGACCAUAACUUAACAGUUAACGAUAUCGCUGUAUCAAUGACGCAUGGUGCGAACAUGAGUACUUCGGGGGCAAAACUAUUUACAGCAUCUGAGGACUCUACAGUUAGAUGUUAUGAUUUCUCUUUCUUAAGAGGAGACUUCAGGAAAAAUAGAAAGUCUCAAGAACAAGAUCAAAAGAUGUACCAGCCCAGAUUGCUAGCUACAUUUACGUUUCCAGCAGCCAUUGAGGCUAUGUCCUUGGAUCCAGCUGAUAGAGCGCUAUAUGUAGGUACUUCAGAAGGUUUGUUCAGCUUACCUCUGUAUUACACAGUUAAGGGUACGAGCACUGUUGCCAAUUUGGCUCAGGCCUCUGGUAGCAAUAGGAACAAGCUGUACUCUGUGGUUAUUAGUGGUCAUGAUGAUGAUUAUAAGAAACUAUUUUCCAUGGGACAACUGGUAUGUGACAAGCUGAUAUCUACGCCUGUUACAAAGUUAGAAUUAACCUUUGAUGCCACUACGAUACUGGUUGGGAACAAGUUCGGCAGGAUAUCCGUGGUGGAGAUUGCCUCGAAGCAGAUCUUGAAGACGUUGCAACCGUUGACCACAGCGGACACCGAGGAAGAUGCUAUUACUAAUAUCAUAGUCACGACGGUGAACAACUCCAGGCAGGACAGCAUACUGGAGCAACACCAGAGCAACAAGAACGUCCAGAAGUUGCCGGUGUUGCAGCGUGUUGUGCAUGACAAGGACCACGCCGAGCACGAAGUUUGGUACCGCGCCCCGGAGACCCCAGAGUUCUCGCACGAGCUCGAAUCCCUACCGCCCAUUGCCGACUUCGAGAAGUACAUGGACAGUAUAAGGUCCGAGGAGACAGUGUUCUUGACCACCGAGACCACGUCCCAGGUGAAGAACGUCAAACAAGAGCUAGCCCCCGCAUCGCAUUCCAACUCCCAGGAGCAACAGGAGCUUCAGCAAGAACUGCAGCAGGUCAAGAGUGCAUACAAGGAAUUGCGCGAACUCCACGAGUCCCUCUUCAAAGAACACGAACAGCUCCUGUCCUCCAUGAAAUAA